This is a messenger RNA of Elaeis guineensis (African oil palm), 3063 nucleotides long. RefSeq names its product nucleoside hydrolase 3-like. Gene Ontology annotation, molecular function: hydrolase activity, hydrolyzing N-glycosyl compounds. The record is from RefSeq and is a predicted model, not a curated record. Lineage: Eukaryota; Viridiplantae; Streptophyta; Magnoliopsida; Arecales; Arecaceae.
UCCUGCUGCUCUCCUACUCUUAUCGUAUGAUACUCAAACUUGAUACCUCAUGCAAAACGUUAGAAAAAGGAAGGGGAAAGCCAACCGCUCUCCAACUCUCAUUUCCUGGGACUUGUAUGAAGAGAAGAAAAGAAGCUGAGAUUUGGGAGGUGAUGGGAAUGAGUAGGAUGGUAAGGAGGUCGCUCUGCAUGCUUGUUGCUCUGCUGGGAGUUCUUGGGUUGAUGGGCUCUGUAGUUGUGGAUGCUAGGCCUCGGCGGAUUCUUUUGGAUACUGACGUCGAUACUGAUGAUUUGUUUGCUCUCCUCUAUCUACUGAAGCAGAAUCGAUCAGAGUUUGAUCUCAAGGCAGUUACUAUUAGUGCAAAUGCUUGGACUGAUGCUGGGCAUGCUGUUAAUCAAUUAUAUGAUAUUCUUUACAUGAUGAAUCGUGAUGACAUCCCAGUUGGAGUUGGUGGUGAUGGUGGAAUACUAGAUGAUGGUACCAUACUACCAAAUGUUGGUGGUUAUCUCCCUAUAAUUGAACAGGGCAUGUCAACAGCAGGUGAUUGCCGUUAUAGACAAGCUAUUCCAAUAGGAUCUGGUGGACGAUUAGAUAUCGACUCUAAUUAUGGCCUCCGGAGAAGUUUCCUUCCACAGGGUCACAGGAGAUAUUUUCCUCUUCAGCAACCCACAACGCAACAAGUGAUGAUCGAUACAAUAUCAGCAGGCCCCACUACUGUAAUCCUCAUUGGGUCACAUACAAACUUUGCUCUCUUUCUCAUGGCAAAUCCACAUUUGAAAAAAAAUAUCGAGCACAUUUAUAUUAUGGGUGGUGGUGUAAGGUCAGAAAACCCAACAGGCUGUUGCCCCAAAAAUUCAAGCACCUCUUGCAUUCCCCGGCAAUGUGGUGAUCAUGGUAACAUGUUUACUGCAUACACUAGCAAUCCAUAUGCAGAAUUCAAUGUGUUUGGAGAUCCAUUUGCUGCAUAUCAGGUGUUCCACUCUGGCAUUCCAAUUACCCUUGUCCCUCUUGAUGCAACCAACACCAUUCCUGUAACUGAGCAGUUCUUUAUGUCAUUCCAACAGCAACAGGAUACAUAUGAGGCACAAUACUGUUUUCAAUCUUUAAAAAUUACACGUGACACUUGGUUUGAUAAUCAAUUUUACACGAGCUUUUUUAUGUGGGACUCAUUUACCUCUGGUGUAGCUGUAUCAAUCAUGCGCAAUGCUGACAAGUAUAACGGUGUAAAUGAAUUUGCCGAGAUGGAAUAUCUAAAUGUGACUGUAGUGACUUCAAAUAAGCCAUAUUGUAUAAAUGACGGCUCCAACCCAUUUUUUGAUGGACGUGCAAUUCCAAAGUUCAAUUUACAGAGAGAUGGAGUACAUAGCGGUCAUGUUCAGACCGGGCUUCAAGAUUCAUUUUGCCUUGUGCCUGGAAAUAACAAAGGGAUAUGUGAGGAUGGAUACACUAAGGAAGUAACUGGCUCAGAAGGAGUCCGAGUUCUUGUUGCAAAGAAAGCAAAACCUAACCAAGAUGUUCACAGUCCGCUAGACCGAGAAUUUUUCAUAAGUUUUCUGGAUGUUCUCAAUCUUCCUCAGCAUACUGGGCGUUUUAACUUUGCCACACAGUUUCCGUAUUACAGUGAAACACUCUACAAGCCGGAUUUUACAAACCGAAGUCUGGGAAAGCCUGUUGUGUUUGACAUGGACAUGAGUGCAGGGGACUUCCUUACCCUUUUAUAUCUCCUAAAAGUACCUGUUGAAACAAUAAACCUCAAGGGAAUAUUAGUCAGUGGCAAUGGUUGGGCGAAUGCUGCAACAAUAGAUGUCAUCUAUGAUGUGUUACAUAUGAUGGGCCGCGAUGACAUUCCAGUUGGCCUAGGUAAUGUAACUGCAUUAGGCACACCCAGUCUUGGCUGCAAGUAUGUCAAAGCUAUUCCACAUGGUAGUGGUGGAUUUCUUGACUCUGAUACAGUAUACGGACUUGCUCGUACACUACCACGAAGCCCAAGGAGGUAUACAGCCGAAAAUUCGGUGAAGUUUGGAGCUCCAAGAAACACUGAUCACCCAGAACUUAGACAACCACUAGCUAUGGAAGUUUGGCAGUCCAUUACAAGGGAACUUAAUCCAAGUGAUAAGAUAACUUUGCUGACAAAUGGACCUCUUACUAACUUAGCCAACAUUGUUCUUUCAGAUGAAAAUGCAAGCUCAAUUAUACAGAAUGUUUAUAUUGUUGGGGGGCAUAUUGUUGAUGAACAUGGUGAGAAAGGAAAUGUUUUCACGGUUCCCUCAAAUGAAUAUGCUGAAUUCAACAUGUUUCUUGAUCCUCUAGCUGCAAAGAAAGUCAUCGAGUCAGAUCUUCAGAUCAUAUUAAUUCCUCUAAGUGCUCAACGCAAAGUGGUUUCGUUUAAGAGCAUACUUAAAAGUCUAAAACUCGCAGACAAGACUCCGGAAGCCUUGUUUGCCUAUCGUUUACUGUCCUUAAUGCAAAAGCUCCGGCGGCAGCACCAGACAUACCAUCAUAUGGACAUAUUUUUGGGAGAAAUGCUUGGAGCAGUUUUCUUGGCUGAUGGUCCUAACUUAUACCCAACAAUGCAAAUAAAGCCAGUUAGUGUUUUGGCUGGUAAUAUAGGCAAAGACGGCCAGAUAGUUAUCAACGGGAAAAAUGGAAAAUUAGUUAGCAUAUUGAGUAAUUUUAACAGUGAAGCAUAUUACAGUCAGUUUGCAAAUUUUUUCGGUGAUAGGAGACAGUCUGCUGUGGUUGCUAGCUUUGAUGAACAGGAAAAGAAGUGGAGCAUGCCACCUAAUCAGACUGAAGGAGUUUGAUACCUUUGAAGAUUCUUUCACCAGAUAUUAAAAAAGAAAUUGUUUAUUGAUUAUUUGUUCAUAUUCACAGGUUAUUUGGAGAUUCCAAAUAAUUAUAUUCACAGGUUAUUUGGAGAUUCCAUCCAUAUUCUUGCUUUCUCCAAGAGAAAACAUAGUCUUCUUCAGGUUACCAUCUUGUUAGAACUAAGUGGUUUCUUGCUUCCUACCUGUAUUGCAAACAUGGGAUCAAUAUGUUAAAAGAGAUUCACAAUUAACCUCA